CUCAACCCAAUUAAACACUUAUGGGAGAUUCUGGAGCGUUUUCCUCCAGAAUUGAUGGUGGAGAAAGCGUUUUCCUCCACCAUCAACAAAACACCAAAUUGUGGAAGAAUGGUGUAGCAUCCCUCCAAUAUAGUUCCAGACGCUUGUGGAAUGUAUGCCAAUGUGCAUUGAAGCUGUUGGGUCAUCGGCAGCCCAAUUCUGAUCUUUAUUUCACAAAUUUUGACCAAUCAGAUCAGGUUUGAAAAACAUAUUUUGUGAUUAUGUUACUUGGAAAAAUAUCAGAACUGGGCUGUCUAAACGUAGCCAUCCAUGGUGGUCUAACGAUCUAUUAAGACGAUGUAUGUUGAUGUUUCCUUUAUUUUGGCAGUUACCUGUACCUGGUGCAGAAGGGAGUCGCCCAUACAGUCAUUUUAUCCCGCACAAUCUACGGAAGCGCGGUGUCACUUUAUCGCUGAGCAACCUCUUGAUACCAGCCGCUAACGACACGCAUAAUCGUUUAUUUAUUAUUGCACACCAGACCUUAUUUGAACUCUUAACUGGCACAUGAUCCCUAACUAUCAGUUCGGAGUGGAAUGUUAUCACAAAACAGGUCUGGAUUCCAGGCUAUCCUAGGGACAGGUAUCAAAGUUGAAUGGGAAGUUUUUCCUGCCCCAUAUAGCAUGGCGUACCAUCCUGAGUUUAAGAGGGCCGGGAAGAAGCCUGGGCUCCAGGUGUGGAGAGUUGAGAGUCUGGACCUGGUGGCUGUGCCAGAGAGUCUGUAUGGCGGGUUCUACUCAGGGGACGCAUACCUUGUUCUUAAUACCAUCAAGCAACGUUCUGGGCAUCUACAGUAUGACCUUCACUUCUGGCAAGGAGAUGACUGUACACAAGAUGAGAGUGGAGCAGCAGCCAUUUUUACCAUCCAAAUAGAUGACUACCUGGGUGGCAAACCUAUUCAGUACCGUGAGGUGCAGGGUUACGAGUCAAGAACAUUUUCAGGCUACUUCAAAACUGGACUGAAGUACAUGAAAGGGGGUGUGGCUUCAGGGUUCAAGCAUGUGGUGUCCAAUGAGGUUAAGGUGCAGCGUAUGCUCCAGGUCAGGGGUCGGCGUGUGGUUCGAGCCACAGAGGUAGCAGUCAGUUGGGACAGCUUCAACCAGGGAGACAUCUUUAUCCUCGACCUGGGCAACGAGGUCUAUCAAUGGUGUGGUUCCAAGGCCAAUAACUUUGAGAAGCUGAAGGCCACUCAGGUGUCAAAGGAUAUCCGUGACAAUGAACGAUGUGGGCGGGCUGAGUUGUACAUAUGUGACGAGGGGGCAGAAUGUGAGAAGAUGCUGGAGAUUCUUGGACCCAAACCCGAUUUGCCUGAGGCAAAAGCAGAUGACACAAAUACAGACGUGUCCAAUAGGAAGCUGGCGAAAUUAUACAAGGUGUCUAAUGCCAGUGGGGAUAUGGGCAUUGAUAUGGUAGCAUCGGAGAACCCGUUUUCACAGAAUGCCCUGGAGUCAAGUGACUGCUUUAUCUUGGACAAUGGCCCCAAUGGCAUGAUCUUUGUCUGGAAAGGUAAGGACGCUAACAAAGAGGAGAGAAGUGCGGCGAUGAGUGCUGCCGAACAGUUUAUCACAAAGAUGGGCUACCCGAAACACACCCAGAUCCAGAUCCUACCUGAGAAUGGGGAGACCCCUCUGUUCAAGCAGUUCUUCAAAAUCUGGCGUGACGCGGACCAUACAGUGGGGUUGGGAACCGCCUACGUGUCCAACAAAAUCGCCAAGAUCAAGAAGGUGCCCUUCGAUGCCUCCACUCUCCAUCACUCGGAUGCCAUGGCGGCUCAGCAUGGGAUGGUGGACGAGGGGAAUGGAGAGAAGCAGAUCUGGCGUAUUGAGGGAGCUGACAAGGUGCCUGUGGAGCCCUCCACUUACGGACGAUUCUAUGGGGGAGACAGCUACAUCAUCCUCUACAACUACCAGCAUGGAGGGCGUAACGGACAGGUCAUCUACAUAUGGCAAGGAGUGGAUUCUAGCCAGGAUGAAAUUGGUGCCUCGGCCAUCUUGGCUGCUCAGCUGGAUGACGAGUUGGGAGGAGGGGCAGUACAGGUGCGGGUGAUCCAGGGUAAGGAGCCUGCCCACCUCAUGAGUCUUUUCGGGGGGCAGCCGAUGGUAGUGCACCAGGGUGGUACCUCCAGAGAGGGUGGCCAGGCCCAGGCUGCAGACACACAGCUGUUCCAGGUGCGGUCCAACCCUGCUGGCUGCACACGUGCCAUAGAGGUUGAUGCUGCUGCCUCAAAUCUGAACUCCAACGAUGUGUUUGUGCUGGUGACGCCGGCAUCCUCCUUCAUAUGGGUGGGAAAGGGGACAAGUGACAGUGAGAAACAUGGAGCUCAAAAGCUAAGUGACCGUCUAGGGGUCUCAGCCUCAGAGCUGGCCGAGGGUGAAGAAGCAGAUGACUUUUGGGAUGCUCUAGGAGGUAAAGCAGACUACCGUACCUCAGCCAGACUGAAAAACAAAAUGGACGUUCAUCCACCACGCCUGUUUGCCUGCUCCAACAAAACUGGCCAGUUCGUUAUUGAAGAGGUGCCUGGGGAGAUGACACAAGAAGACCUGGCCCCAGAUGAUGUCAUGCUCUUGGACACCUGGGAACAGAUCUUUGUUUGGAUCGGAGGUGAAGCUCAUGAGGAGGAGAAGACGGAGGGUAUAGCCUCAGGUAAGCAAUGCUGUUCGUUACAUAGAGACAGACCCUACCAAGCGGGAUAGCAGUACACCCAUAGUGAAGUUAAAGCAAGGUCAUGAGCCUCCCACAUUCACUGGCUGGUUCUUGGGCUGGGACCAUGGGUACUGGAGCAGCGAUCCCCUUGAAAGGGCCAUGGCUGGUCUGCGUGUCUGAACCACUCCAGGGUCAGGUUUCCCCUAGUGGCAACUUCACCCAAAGCCUUCACUUGACUCAUUUGUGCAACUAGCUGGAUAUCCCCAUUCCUUUCAACUGUUCGACUGCCAAUGGAUAAUAUGUCUUCACGCUAUUGCUGUUUCUUGAAGAGGGAAUCUUAAUGUAAUUUCCUUUUCUUACACACUUAAUACUGUUAGCCCAUGUUUCUUUAGCAGCACAUUACUACAUGUGUAAUACAUGGGACAUGGGUUUCUUUGCUUGUUCCAUGCCCUAUUGAGCAGAGUUCAGAUAUUCCUGUUUGAGAAUCUUGUGCAGACUGGGUUUCCAUUACGACCCCAAGGGUAUGUCAUGUCUAUCAAACAUGCUGACAGUGGACAGAAAAGCUUCAACAAAGCACAAUUGGAAGCAGUCAAAUACAUUCACAUAACUAAAUAAAAUGUAUGAUGCUCAACACCAGUUGUCAGC
Molecule: messenger RNA, 3324 nt
Organism: Oncorhynchus mykiss (rainbow trout)
Lineage: Eukaryota; Metazoa; Chordata; Actinopteri; Salmoniformes; Salmonidae
Product: gelsolin
Biological process (GO): actin polymerization or depolymerization; barbed-end actin filament capping; actin filament severing
Cellular component (GO): actin cytoskeleton; cytoplasm
Molecular function (GO): actin filament binding; phosphatidylinositol-4,5-bisphosphate binding
Source: RefSeq, a predicted model, not a curated record